Messenger RNA from Filobasidium floriforme, 1268 nucleotides. RefSeq lists its product as uncharacterized. The record is from RefSeq and is a predicted model, not a curated record. The transcript has a single exon. Bases 126 to 1088 code for a protein of 320 amino acids. Lineage: Eukaryota; Fungi; Basidiomycota; Tremellomycetes; Filobasidiales; Filobasidiaceae.
UGUGUCGCUCUUUGGUCAUCCUGUGAAACCAGAGCAUCCUCCGCACACUUGCACUCGCACUCACACCCACCCACCCCCCUUCCCCCCCCACACACACACACUGACACACAUCCGCUCACACAUCAAUGUCGUCCCCCUCGCCUUGCAUCCUCGUCGUCGGAGCUACCGGAAACACCGGGGUCGGCGUCGUCCACACCCUGGUCGACUCGAUCCGAUCGUCCUCUCGAUUCGCCAACCACCGGAUCGUCGGUCUCACCCGGGACGCCCAGUCCCAGGGCGCGCUCUCGCUCUCCGCCCUGCCCGGGGUGACGAUGAUGGAAAAGGAUUGGAAGCUGAUCGACUCGAAAUGGCUCGCCGACGAAAAGGUCGAACGCCUGUUCAUCGCUUCUCACAGAGGCGUCAGUCAUUUCACCGACGAGUCCCUCUUCCUCAACCAGGCUCUCGAGGCCCGGGUGGAGUACGUCGUCAGGAUCAGUACGACCAGGCGAAAUAUCGGACCUACCACGCCGGUGUUCUACGCUCGUAACCACUGGGCGAUCGAGACGAUGUUGGAACAGCCCGAGUUCGAUUCGAUGGGGUGGACCUCGUUGCAGCCCAACGGGUUCAUCUCGCUCGUCACCCCAGCUCUCCAAGGCUGGUUGAAAGCUUUCCGAGAGACCGGGGACGAUGACCAAGAACUCAAGCUCAUGAUCGAUGGGGACCACGAGACCGCCCUGAUCGACCCCGUCGAGAUCGGUAACAUUGCCGGCAAGCUCCUCCUGCUCGACGACGUCUCUCCUCACCGAUCCCGCAAGUACAACCUCGUCGGGCCGACCGACGCCACCGGAAAACAGGCUGUCGCUCUCCUCGAACAGUUCGCCAAGACCUCGGUAAAGAACGUCGUGUACAGGGACGUCUCCUGGAUAGAAUACGCCAAAGCCGCGGGGACGCCAGAGAACGUCCUCUCCUCGCUGAUGCUGGCGCCCCGGGCUGGCUACUUGGGAGCUUGUUCCACCAAGAACUCGCCUACGAGCCCGGAAAUCAUCGAAUUGUGCCCUCUGAAGAACGGUGGAUUGGAAAUGUGGCGAGAGGCUUUGGCGGGGAUGUAACAAAAAGUCGUAGGACGGAGGGUCGUUCCCCAUCUGAACGAUAACGUGUUUGUCGAUACGAUGUCAAGAGUCGGGACGACCGUAAACAUCGGGACGACUUGCGAGGGUGGACCGGGUGGACAAUGCAUGCCUGUCUAGAAAUGUAGCUACUCUAGUAGAUAUGUGGAGCAUAGACUGUCG